AUGUUACCAACAACAUUGUUGGUAGUUUCUGCAAUAAGUAUAGUUGGAGCAUUACUUACACAUAAUAGAAUUCAAUACUAUAUUCCUAUAUUUAUUGCUAGAAAUCUUUAUGGUCAUGAUCAAUGUAAAAAAGAAAAAUUAAAAGUUCCUGAACCUAUGGGUGCAAUAGCUGCUGCUGUUUAUUCAAUUAUUAUACUUGCUUUAAUACCAUUUAUGUUUUAUGAAUGGAUGUCAAUUGGUGUUAGUGAAGUUUAUCCAUACAUUCAACUUCUUGCUUUUUUAUCAGCCAUUAUUUCAAUAUGGACAGCUAUUUCAUUGGGAUUUGCUGAUGAUAUUUUAGAUUUAAGAUGGAGAGAUAAAAUUCUUUUUCCAACAUUUUCAUCUUUACCUGUUUUGAUUGUAUAUCAUGUUUGUGGACAUUCAACAACAGUUUUACUACCAAAUUUUGUUGUACCCUACAUUGGUCAUCAAUCCAUUAAUAUUGGAAUAUUUUUUUAUCUUUAUAUGGGAAUGUUAAUGGUUUUUUGUACAAAUUCAAUUAAUAUAUUAGCUGGUAUAAAUGGAAUUGAAGCAUCUCAAGGAUUGAUUAUUUCAAUUACUGUUGCCAUUUAUAAUAUAAUUCAAUUAGUUAGAGGUGAAGGAAUUCAAUGGCAUCAAACAUUUUCAUUAGCAAUUAUUUUACCAUUUAUUGCUAUAAAUUAUACUUUAUAUAGAUUUAAUCGUUAUCCUGCUAAAGUAUUUGUUGGGGAUACUUUUUGUUAUUGGGCAGGAAUGACAAUAGCAGUUGUUGGUAUAUUAGGACAUUUUCCAAAAACACUUUUACUUUUCUUUAUACCACAAAUAUUUAAUUUUCUAUUUUCAAUUCCACAAUUAUUUAAAUGGAUACCAUGUCCCAGACAUAGACUACCUAAAUAUGAUGAAAAAACUAAUAAAUUAUCAAUGUCAACUUUUGAAUUUUCAGAAAAACAAACAAAAUUUUUAGGUAAAAUAGUUUUAAAGAUAUUUUCAACAGUCGGGUUGAUUAAAUUGACAACAACAAAAAAAGAUGAUGAAACAUUUUAUCAUGUUAAUAAUUUUACAAUAUUAAAUUUAAUUCUUAAAAUAUUUGGACCUUUGCAUGAAUCUGAUUUGGCAAAAGUUUUUAAUUAUAUUCAAAUUUUAUUUUUUAUUAAUAAUUUAAUAAAAAGAUUUUGA
Molecule: messenger RNA, 1194 nt
Organism: Strongyloides ratti
Lineage: Eukaryota; Metazoa; Nematoda; Chromadorea; Rhabditida; Strongyloididae
Product: UDP-N-acetylglucosamine--dolichyl-phosphate N-acetylglucosaminephosphotransferase
Exons: 4
Coding region: 1-1194 (397 amino acids)
Biological process (GO): protein N-linked glycosylation; dolichol-linked oligosaccharide biosynthetic process
Cellular component (GO): membrane
Molecular function (GO): UDP-N-acetylglucosamine-dolichyl-phosphate N-acetylglucosaminephosphotransferase activity
Source: RefSeq, a predicted model, not a curated record